Messenger RNA from Acanthosepion pharaonis, 531 nucleotides. NCBI's taxonomy places the organism in Eukaryota, Metazoa, Mollusca, Cephalopoda, Sepiida, Sepiidae. The record is from the annotation of a GenBank genome assembly.
AUGUGCGAUGAAACCAACAAACACCCUGGUCGCUUCGCCGUUCUCGGCUGGGGGUUCGUCUCCGUCGAGAUGGGGUCGAUGCGGACGCAGGGAGAUCUGGAGCUCCCGAAUUUGCCGUUGAAGGUCGGCCAACGCCCGUUCCGUUUUACUAGGCACGUAGCGUUCGUGCUUCGCUGUGGUCGAACUGUGCGAAAACUAGAUCAGCAGAUUCCGCCAAAUCGUCCAGAGGCGUGGCUCUCGUCAUUGAUCUGCGAGAUCAGGAGUUGUGAAGGUCAAGGUCGGUUUUCUAAGGAGCGGAUAAUCGGCGACCGCGACAAUCUAUCUCAGUCUGUUUCUAUCUAUCUAUCUAUCUAUCUAUCUAUCUAUCUAUCUAUCUAUCUAUCUAUCUAUCUAUCUAUCUUUCUAUCUAUCUCACAUAUCUGUCUAUUGAUAUCUAUAUCGAUUUCACACUGUCUGCAUGUCUAUUUGUCUGUCUGUCAGUUGACCUUUGUUCGAGGUGAAAGGUCAUCGGAAAUCCCUGAUGAAUCAUAA